Molecule: messenger RNA, 441 nt
Organism: Olea europaea var. sylvestris
Lineage: Eukaryota; Viridiplantae; Streptophyta; Magnoliopsida; Lamiales; Oleaceae
Exons: 2
Coding region: 1-441 (146 amino acids)
Source: RefSeq, a predicted model, not a curated record
AUGGAUCAAUUCCUGAAAGAGCAUUUUGCUCAAGCUCGAGCAAGGAUGAAAUUUUAUGGUGACCAACAUAGAGUGGAAAGAGUAUUCCAGGUAGGAGAUUGGGCGUAUUUGAAGUUGCAUCCCUACAAACAACAUUCAGUGAUGACAAGGUCUAACCAGAAGCUGGCUGCCAAGUAUUAUGGCCCCUACCAAAUCACCAGAAGAAUUGGACAGGUUGCUUAUGAGCUGCAGUUACCCACGUUCCUCCACGAAUUCAUCCGAAAUAAGAUCUACAACUUGACUGGAAUUCAAGAACACUAUCCACUCUUUCAACCUUGGGGACAAGGUCACUUUGAGGGGGAAGUAUGUAAUGAAGAGAGGCAGCCCACAGUGGAAGAAGAGAUCAGCAAUCCAGCACCAGCCAGUUGGGGAAGAAAAGGAAUUAGAAACAAAUGGCUCUAA